Erpetoichthys calabaricus (reedfish) is the source of this 1006-nucleotide messenger RNA. RefSeq names its product trace amine-associated receptor 6-like. Gene Ontology annotation, cellular component: membrane. The transcript has a single exon. Gene Ontology annotation, molecular function: trace-amine receptor activity. Lineage: Eukaryota; Metazoa; Chordata; Cladistia; Polypteriformes; Polypteridae. The coding region runs from base 2 to 1006 and encodes 334 amino acids. The record is from RefSeq and is a predicted model, not a curated record. Gene Ontology annotation, biological process: G protein-coupled receptor signaling pathway.
UAUGCAUUCAGAAAGAAUUUACUGCUAUCCUGACAAUAAUGCAAGUUGCCCUAAACUUGUAAAGCAAACUGAAAUAUCAGCAAUUCUUUACCUGUCCGCAGGAAUUUUGAUUGUACUUACUGUUUUUGGAAAUUUGUUUGUGAUCAUCACUGUUUCUCAUUUCAGGCAACUUCACACUCCUACUAAUUUAUUUGUCCUUUCACUUGCUGUGGCAGAUUUUCUAAAUGGUUUUCUUAUUAUGCCUGCUCAGUUUUCUGGACGAAUAGAGUAUUGUUGGUACUUUGGUGAUGCAUUUUGUACUUACUAUCAAACAUAUUUCUAUUUUUUACUUUUUGUUUCUGUUUUAAAUUUGGUAAGCAUAUCAUCUGAUCGUUACAUUGCUGUGUGUAAUCCAUUUUUUUAUAGCAGAUAUGUAACAAAAUCAGUAGCAGGUGUAUGUAUCAUUUUCAUAUGGUUCUUAGCAUUUUUGUACACAUAUGCAUUUAUUUUUCAUACUGGAGGUUAUGUUGUAACCGACUGGUGUGUGGGUGUAUGCAAAUUUUGGCAUUAUUAUGAUUGGUGGAUGAUACAUUAUACACUGACAUUUUUAUUGCCUAUGUUGCUUAUAAUAUGUUUGUAUUCAGUAAUAUUUGUGACUGCAAGAAGACAUGUAAAAGCUAUCAACUGUAUGAUGAAAGAAACAAAAUCAGCAGACAGCAAAAAAACACAAUUGUCAAAAUCAUCUGAAAGAAAAGCUGCUAAAACCCUUGGAAUAGUAGUACUCGCUUUUAUUGUGCUCUGUUCACCUGCUUUUUUGUUCAUUCUGGUUCAGAUGUCAUUCACCAUUGAUUUAGUAGACUUAGCAGCUGUGCAUUUAGCACUGACUUAUUUAUCAACAUUGAAUUGCUGUAUUGAUCCAAUUAUCUAUGCUUUGUUCUAUCCUUGGUUCAGAAAAGCUUUAAAAAUGAUGGUGACAUUUGAAAUAUUUAAGUCAUCAUCACCAAUGACUAACUUAUUUUCAGAUUAA